GACAUAAAUUAAAAAGUUCAAAUGUAAAUAUCUGUUUUUUGACGCCUUCUCAGUACAAAAUUCUUUGACAGAGUUAUUAAAAGAGAUUUCGGAUUAGGAGGAUUGGUUGUCAAGGUGUGAGGUGUACAAGUGUCGUUCUGUUUUAGGCUAUUUCGUACUUCUGAGAGCUGUUGAUUUACUUUUUUGUUUACUAUUUCUGGUGGUGUUGGUUUUAGUAGUUAUAAAUCCGUAAUUCAACAGUAUAACCAUUAGUACUACAAGAUAAAAGGGGAAAAAAUUGGUUUAAAGGAAAAAAGAUACUUGUACUAUCACAAUCUUCUCUUGUAUAUGGGCAUAGUAUUUGUAACUACUGAGCUUCUACUCAAUAAACGCUUUCACGCUGACAUUGGCGAAUGAUCAAAACCGCCAUAAAAAAGAAAGAAGAAGAAGAAGAGUUAUUAAAAUACUGAGGCUUAACAUUUUAAGAUUUUUUUGGUAUAUAGACGCUACCAUUUCUUCUCAACUAAUUUUAUGUAUGAAAGUCUGCCAUUGUUCUUUCCCCCCAAUGAGAAAAUGCUCAAGAAGUGGCUUGAAUUGAUUCCUUGUGAUUUGUUACAAAAGAAAAGUAUUAGUGAUCUUGCCCACCUGCAAGUCUGUCAUAAACAUUUUGAAUCUCGUUUUGUAACUGGAAAAAUCACAUAUUUUAAAGAUAGGUUAUACAACGCUGUUCCUGGAUUCUAAGAUCAGCACUGGCAUUCCACUAAACCGUUCGGAGGGCAUUUAAAAUGUGAAUGCUCUUGAUGACCAUUAACAUGCGAUGAAAAGGCAUUAUGACCACACCUAUUUUAAAACAGAAGUGUUAUAAUCAUACCCACACAUGAUGCCAAUAAACACAGAAAUGCAGCCGUGUACAUCCAAAGUAAGGAUUAUGGACUUCACAAUCCCCAAGGACCUUCAAGCUGAAGGAAGUUUCCAAGAAAAAGGUAAGGAUGCGGGGCACAGCACUAUCCAAGUCAAUAUGAAGCUAUGUAAUAUAAAAACUUAAGUGCUGUAGAGAUCUGUUUAGAUUGGUGCCGCAAUCGUCCUUUGCCUGGUAUAGUUGCUACAAAUUAAAAGAAAAAGAAAUGUCAUAUAUCAUUUUGCUACAACCAAUCAGGAUGCAGAAUCUAAGUUGAGUAUGUUUAGUUGUUUAGUUUGUGAGAUGUCCGUCUGAUUCGUAUAGAAUCUACUACAGGGCCGGUCAACUUCCUAAUAGCAGAUUGGCACCGGGAGAUGACCUUGGGGGGCUUUAAAGAAGCGAGAUGAAAUAAUAUCUAUCUCCCUCGCACGUUAUGUUAUAUUGCCAUGAAAGAAAUAUUAUUUUAAAUGACACAUCAUUUUAAUCAUUUUUUUAUUUAAUAAUUAUAAUACUUUAUUAUAUAAUAUAUUUCGUUAAACAUAUAUUUAUUACGUCUUUAUUGAAGUAACAAAAUGUAUAAAUAUGAAACUGCAUACUAUAAUAAAAAGGCAAGUUAUGGCAACGGCAAAUAAACAAAAUUACAAAUGGCAGAUCCGUUGCGCUUGCUGUUACGUUCUUGUUUAUUUGUGUUGCAAAUUAAGUUUAUAUUUCGAUAUAAACUUAUUUCUUACAUUACUAACGUUGACUUGAACAUCCCGUUCCUCCGUUUUAGUGUUUACAGUGAGAAGAGACUCAAAAACAAGUGCUGUGCAUUGUGCUAAAGAGACAGAGACUCAAUUUUAUCUUUCAUCAUGAAAGAAAACGAAAGGAAAUGUUACAAGUGUGGAUGUUCUCCUGCUCAUGAUCGUAACAUCACCUUGCAUCGUUUUCCUAAGCCUGGGAGAACAAAUAGCGUACGGCAUUUAAUGUUGUGCACUAAACAUUUUAAGAAAUCAUCAUUCAUUGAUAAUUUUGGAAAGAGGCUAGUCAAAUCUGCAGUACCUGAUGAGGAAUGUGAUAAGAUCACAUUAGCUGACCUUAAUUUGGAACAAAGGACUGUCAUUCAACAUAUUGCAGGUCCAUCAACUAAUAAACAACCACUGUCUGAAAAUAUUCAGAAGACUAUAACUGUUUCAAAUGUAUUUGAGCCUGUUGCGGGUCCGUCAAAAUUUAUACAACCCUUGUGUGAGAAUGUAAAUUAUAAAACCAUUCCUGACAAAACUAGUGAUAUUCCUCAAGUAACUGAGAAUAUCAACCCUGUUGCUGCUGCAAAUCCAUCCACGAAAAACAAAAAGGAUAAAGAUAUGUUGAUAAAAAUGAAAUAUCAUCUGAGAAAAAUUAACAGGCUUCAAAAAACUGUAAAGCAUCUAAAGAAUGAAGCAUUUCUCAAAGUAUUGAGCAAAAAUGAUUCCGUAAAUGAAAUAUUAAAAUGUAAAAUAUCCCCCUCUUUUGCAUUAUUUUUGCAAGGAGAAUUACAAAACUAUAAAAAAAAUCAAAAGGUCGAAGAUGGAACAUGGACUCCAAAAUAAUAGCACUAAGACUGUAUAAAAGGUCACCUAGGUGUUCCAAAUGAUUAAGAAGGAUGAUUAGCCUGCCAACACCUAGUUCAUUAAAAGCGUUAUUAAGCAAGUUUCAUAUGAAAGUUGGUAUUAAUGACCAAAUUUUUAAUGUUUUGAAAAAAAAAACAAUAAAGCAACAGACUCCCUCAGACAAUGAGUAUAUCCUUAUGUUUGAUGAGAUGUCAAUAAAAAAGAAUUUGUUUUACAACAAAAAGGAGGACAUAAUUGAGGGUUAUCAAGACCAUGCAUUGCAGGGCAGGUCACCACAAAUGGCAACACAUGCCCUCGUGUUCAUGAUUGGCGGAAUCCGUAAAAAGCUGAAACAACCAAUUGCUUAUUAUUAUUCUAAGGAGGUCCUGCAACAUUGUUUUGAUGCUGGAAUUAAUAUUUCAGCUACAGUGUGUGAUAUGGAUGGUGUGAAUAAGAGAGCUUUAAGUAUCUUGGUAGCAUCUGUAGAACAGCCAUAUAUUCUGCUAAAUAAUCGAGAAGUGGUUACCAUUUUUGAUACUCCGAAUUUGCUCAAAUGCUUUAGAAAUAUAACAUCUAAUAUAUAUGACAUUAAAUGUCAAACAAAUAUAACAUCAAAUGAUCAAAUUGGAUUUGGUGUUGCUAAAUGGAGCCAUAUAAAGGAGUUUUAUGAAACAGAUAACACCAAUCCCAAUUUUAUGUUUGAACCUUGCUUAAUACAAGAACAUUUAAAUACAAAUACGAAGCAGAAGAUGAAUGUGAAGCUAGCUGCACAAGUGUUAAGCCACUCAGUUGCUGCAGGAAUGUAUGCUAAAAUUUCACAAGGGGAACUCUCUUCAGAGGCUGUCACUACAGCUAAUGUUAUUGCAAAUAUGGACAAGCUGUUUGAUUGUGUCAACGCAUGCACACCAGACCUAAGAAGGGGGAAACCAUAUUCGACAAACAUGGCAAAUAAUACACCACAUCUCACACAUUUCACUUUAAUGAAGAAUUUUUUUAAAGAAAUGACGUUUUUGGGAUGCAAACGAGCUCCUCCAUCCCAAGAAGGUUGGAUAUGGUCCAUCAAUGGAAUAGAACGAAUUUGGAGAAAUCUCAGUUCUAAACAUAAAUCAAUAAAAAGUUUGGAAACAAGAAGGCUCCAGCAGGACCCAUUAGAAAAUCUUUUUGGAUGCAUUCGGGCCAAUUGCGGCUGCAAUUCAAAUCCCACUGCUGGGCAAUUUGUUGCGGGUCUUAAAACGACUGUCCUUAGCAACUUAUCUUUUAUUGGGACAGGAAAUUGUGAAGAAGACCAAAAUCAAGUUAUAUUGACAAAUUUUAAAUCUUUAUUGUCUCCACCCACAGACAUACACACUGCUUAUGCCACAAUUUUAACCGAUGAGUUAGAAGAAAGUGUAAAUUCUACAUUUGAAUGUAGCUUGGAAGAAAGCAGUGGCAAAAUACAAGCAUGUGCGUAUGUCUGUGGGUUUAUAGUAAAAAAUAAUCUCAACAAAUGUGAAAUUUGUAAAAAAAUUUUUGUAUCUGAGACACAAGAGAGAUCACAUACUUUUAUUGACUUUAAAGAAUAUAGUGAUCUAAAACAGUCCCUUAAAUACGCCUCUAAAAACCUCAUUAACUGUAUUGAAAGUAGUGCUACGAUGAUUUAUGAUUUUUUAGAGGCAGAAGCAUAUAAAAAAAAAUUAAAAGGGACAAUUAAAGUUUUGUUCAAAAACUCAAUAAAUUGGGAGUUUCUCGAUGAAUGUCCAGAACAUAAAGAUAUGAAUAUAGAUUACUUAUUUAAUAGCGUAUUUCACAUUUGUAUGAAGAGAUUUUGUAUUUUGAAAAAUCGGCAAUUUGCAGAAGAGUACUCUGCAUCUGCUCUUAAAAGAAAAAUUGAUAUCCUGCAGAAUAAAUAAGAUACAUGGAUAUAUACGUAAUUAACUAAUUUUUAACUUUAUGCAUGUAAACAGUUCUCAACAGCUCUUAACUAAAUAUCUUAACUAAAAUUAUGUUUUCUUGUUAGAAAAAAGUGUUUAUAUUAGAUUGUCUAAUCUUUUUUAUAUAAAACCAAUGUACCUUUACUUUCCAUUUUGCUUAAAUGUCAUGUUACAUAUGCCAUGUUAAAAAUUAGUUAAUUACUCCGUCACUUACGUCCAUCAAUGUACCAACGGUUUUACUAUGUACCAAUGUAGACAAGUAUGUAAUGUAAAUAAAAAUUAUGUAUUUC
Parnassius mnemosyne (clouded apollo) is the source of this 4645-nucleotide messenger RNA. The record is from the annotation of a GenBank genome assembly. Lineage: Eukaryota; Metazoa; Arthropoda; Insecta; Lepidoptera; Papilionidae.